CGUGCUUCCAGAAAACUGCAUGGACACAGGCACGACAAAACACCGAAGACCACGCAAGUCAUGCUAUCCAAGCUCUGGGCUUCCGCUGUAUGUUUCUUACUAUUUUGUCUUAUAACUGAAGCAAAGAGAGACUACUACGACAUUAUCGACGUGCCACAAUCAGCAAGCGAGCGCCAGAUCAAAAAGGCCUUUCAUAAACUGGCAAUGAAGUACCACCCAGACAAGAACAACAGUCCCGAUGCUGAGGUGAUCUUUAGGGAAAUCGUUGAAGCAUAUGAGGUCCUCUCCAAUGAUGUGAAGCGGCGACGUUAUGAUGAACUCGGUCACAAGGUCUUCAAGGAAGGCUCCAAGGACGAGACCACAUUUGACUCAAACAUUUUCCAAUUCAGCUUUGAGGAAUUCUUCCAAGGUCUGGGGUUGGAAGAUGACCUGUUCUUGGACUCCCCCGAGGAUGCUUGGAGCUUUCAGAUGGGGGAUGUUGAUGAAGGUGACAUGCAUCAGGGAGGGAGUUUUUUUGACAGUGACUUCUUUUCUUUUUUUGGAGGUGAUUUUAACGAGAUGAGCUUAGACCACAGAGAGGAUGGCUUUCAAGACCCAGAGCCAAGCUUCUGCUGGAUAAAAACACUUUCGGAUGGCAGCAUCACCAGAGUUUGUGAGGAGGAUUAACUGCUGUCUUGACAAAGGGCAUCUUAAUUGUACUUAUACAUAAUUAAUUUGCCUAAAUUCUAUAUCGCCACAUCAGUAAUUCUUAUUUAGUUGGGCUGUAUACGGUAAUAUAUUGCACUAUGCCGUAAAAAUUCUGCCGUGGGAGGAAGUAUAAUAGUUUGGAUGCUGGGUUAAUAAUUCAUAGAAUACUGAUGUAAAUCUCCAAUGGGACACUGCUGUUAUGCUCUUGAGCAAACUGUUCAACCUGUAUUGCUUCUGUUUAUAUCUAGUUAUACAAAUGUAUAGUAUGUAACUUUAGCUUUGCAAGUUACUCUGUAUAAGGGUGUCUGCUAAACAAAUAAACCAUAUAAAAUGCACAAUAAAUGAGUACUACCAUUCUG
Molecule: messenger RNA, 1046 nt
Organism: Anguilla anguilla (European eel)
Lineage: Eukaryota; Metazoa; Chordata; Actinopteri; Anguilliformes; Anguillidae
Exons: 3
Coding region: 61-666 (201 amino acids)
Cellular component (GO): endoplasmic reticulum
Molecular function (GO): protein-folding chaperone binding; misfolded protein binding
Source: RefSeq, a predicted model, not a curated record